AUGACUACGCCUACUCUGAUCAACCUCCCCCUCCUCCCUCUGACCCCCGGCACCCCCAAUUCCGGCACAACCUCUCUCUCAGCCCUCUCCACAACCGCCAUCAAAGACGGCCACCAAGGCACACCCUUCCCCCACCACCGCGGCCACGCCCACCAAUCCUCAACCUCCUCCGCAACCACCCUCGAAGCCGAACGCGCAGACCGCAUCUCCCGCCUCGCCGGCCUCGGGCGCGUCGCAACCGCCCGCGCCAGCGGUAACUCCCCCGCCAGCCAUAUCCCACCCUCCCACAUCCCGGGCUACUUCGACAGCCACGCGCUUAAGGAGCGCAGCACCGUCGGCAGCGCCAGCGCAACCGGCAGCAUCGGCCACGCAACCUGGGCAUCAGGCAGCGAGGCCUUCUCCGCAGACAAAAUGAGCGAAGACGUCGAUGUGGAUGACCGCGAUAGCGUGGGGAAUGUUAGUGAUGAGGGCAAUGCGAGUCUUGUUGGGUUCGGCGAGGGCGCGAAUAGCACUAUCUCCGGACCGACGAGCCGUCCUCCUGCUCUGAAUCGCAUGUCCUCUGGUGGUGCCCGCCCGACUAGUAUGGGGAGCGCCGGUGUGAACCCGAAUGCCGGUCGGGGUAAUCCGUUGGCUAGUUAUAUCCAGCAACAGCAGCAGCAGCAGCAGCAGUAUGGUGCUGGAUCUGGGGUUGGGGUUGGUCCUGGGGACAGUUCGAUGGCGUCGUCUAGUUUGGCGGGCUCCGUUACGCCCGAGCCUGUUACUGAGGAUGCGCGGAUGGUUAAUGGGAUGACUUUUGAUGAAAAUGUGGUUGAUACUACGGUUCGCACACCGCGGUUGGCUACACCGAAUCGCGAGUCUGGUGAAUAA
Penicillium daleae is the source of this 867-nucleotide messenger RNA. RefSeq lists its product as uncharacterized. The transcript has 2 exons. Bases 1 to 867 code for a protein of 288 amino acids. NCBI's taxonomy places the organism in Eukaryota, Fungi, Ascomycota, Eurotiomycetes, Eurotiales, Aspergillaceae. The record is from RefSeq and is a predicted model, not a curated record.